Schistosoma turkestanicum is the source of this 795-nucleotide messenger RNA. Lineage: Eukaryota; Metazoa; Platyhelminthes; Trematoda; Strigeidida; Schistosomatidae. The record is from the annotation of a GenBank genome assembly.
AUGAAACAGAAUUUCAGGAAUCCUACAUCACAUACUAAUACAGUCUUCUGUGUUUUAUUCAAGUAAAAGCUAGGCCAAGGUAACAGCAGAAUUUCGGAUUCACUGUCCCGUUCGGCGUUCGAAAUCUUCUGCCACCAACUUUUGGUUUUCUAUAUCUAAUUUAAUUAUGAUUGCUCAUUGGAUGCCAUGUAAAAUCGAAGCGGACGGGAUGAAAUUGAAUACGCAACUUCAAUCUUCGGAAACUCUUAACACUGAACCUGGUGCUUUAAGUAAUCAUGAAUUGGCUUCAAACUUCCGGGGUAGACCAUUACGAGGUGUUCAGCUUAACCUCCCUGAUAGUUAUUCACCAGUGGUUGUUCAUCAUAAUGGUAUUGUAUCAGACGACGGGAGAGAAUCAAUCAAAUUUGGGACUAGGCUCGAUAAAAUAUUUCUAUGGAAUUUAUCCACAUCACCGAGUUUCUCAGAUCCUAUACCAUUAUCUCUCACCUGGCUUCAUAUGGCUAGCGUUUUGCACUCGAACUCUUAGUAUUUACUAAUACAUGUUGUUCAAACUGUAUAUCUCUUUGUUGUGAUGACUGGUAACUUCAAACGUAUCUGUAUAACUAAACGAAUGAUGAUCAAAAAAGUAUUGUUGACUUCUUUCUGUUAAUAAAAACUUUCAGUGAUAAUUUAUUUAAAUAAAAACUAGGCGUCAUAUCAAAAUGGCAAAUUCAAGUUCUUAGAAAGGCAUGAUUAAGAAAUAUGUAUGGAAGGGACUCUGUGUUCAACAUGCUAACAAAAUAGUACCAACUUUUU